Molecule: messenger RNA, 2135 nt
Organism: Melanaphis sacchari
Lineage: Eukaryota; Metazoa; Arthropoda; Insecta; Hemiptera; Aphididae
Product: feline leukemia virus subgroup C receptor-related protein 2-like
Exons: 7
Coding region: 93-1523 (476 amino acids)
Biological process (GO): transmembrane transport; heme export
Cellular component (GO): membrane
Molecular function (GO): heme transmembrane transporter activity; heme binding
Source: RefSeq, a predicted model, not a curated record
GCGAGACGAUCCUGCCCCAGUCGCGAAUAUUAUCCGUGCCUGUUCGCAUUGAUGCGAUACAACGGAGCAGUCAAUCAGACGCACGUACAGCGAUGGCCGAUUUCGCUUCGGUUAUGCAAAAAGUUGAUAAGCCGGGGCCGGGGCUGGGGCCGGAACAUUCGCAUCCGUCGCCUGACCCCCAGGCAACGAUCCUCCAACAGGAUGACCUGAGACUGUACAAGGCCCGGUGGAUAAUACUGGUCGUAUACAUGUUGUACUCCAUGGCCAACGCCGUACACUGGAUACAGUACAGCAUCAUAUCCAACAUCAUGGUGAAGUUUUACGGCGUGUCAAACUUCGCUAUAGACACCACAUCCACCAUAUACAUGAUCGUGUACGUUCCGCUGGUCGUACCAGCGUCCUGGAUUCUUGACCGACUGGGCCUCAAAGUGACGAUGGUGAUGGGAGCUGCUGGUACAUGUCUGGGCGCAUGGAUUAAAGUUCUUUCUGCUGAGCCGGGUCGAUUUUUGACAACGUUGCUGGGACAAGGUUUGGUGGCGUGUUCACAAGCAUUCAUACUGAGUUUGCCUUCCAGAUUAGCAGCGGUUUGGUUUGGAUCAACCGAAGUCUCUACUGCUUGUUCCUUAGGAGUUUUCGGCAACCAGCUAGGAGCAGCUCUCGGAUUUUUAAUUCCACCAAUGAUAGUGCACGAUAGCGAUAACUUAGAUGACAUAGGAAAUGAUUUAUGGAAAAUGUUUAUAUCUUUCGCUAUUCUGAAUACUGCAAUAUUCUUUUUAGUUAUUUGGAUUAUACAAGCCGAACCACAAAUAGCACCAAGUAAUGCCCAAGUUGUACAAAGAAAAAAAAGAGACGAUCCAGAAAUUUUACAAGAUGUAUUUAUGAGCUCAGUUAAAGAAUUAUUAAAAAAUAAUGGUUACAUUUUAUUACUUAUAUCGUACGGUAUUAAUGUCGGUGCGUUUUUUGCUAUAUCAACUUUACUCAACCAAUUUAUUUUACUCUAUUUCCCGGGUCACGAAGAAGAUGUCGGACGAAUUGGCCUCACUUUAGUAUUAUGUGGUCUAGGUGGUUCGAUUAUAUGUGGAUAUAUUCUAGAUAAAACGCAUCUCUAUAAAGAGACGACCCUGAUGGUUUACGGCAGUACUUUGAUCUCUAUGUUGAUCUAUACGUUCAGUCUGUCACACGGUCAAUCUAUUUGGAUAAUAUACAUUACAGCUUCAUUAUUGGGGCUGUUUAUGACUGGAUAUCUACCUGUCGGCUACGAGUUAGCCAUCGAGUUAACGUACCCAAUUCCUGAAGGCACGUCCAGCGGUCUACUGAACGGCGGCACCCAACUGAUUGGCUUCAUCCUGACAUCGAUUUACAGCUGGGUGUUCAGCACCAUGGGUGAUUUGGCGGCCAACAUGAUGAUCGUCGGAUUACUGACUUUCGGAUUCUUAUUGACCAUAUUCAUACCGACUGACCUGAAGAGGCAGGCCGCACACAAAGCGAUCGAAGACAAACAAAAAUUGGGAUUUGGACUUUGACUAAUAUUAUAUUUUAUCAUAUAUUGUAUGUAAAAUAUUUAUUAAUUACAAUCUCCAUCGUUUCUUCUAUCGAUACCAGAUUCAUUUAUUGAUGUAUUCUAUUUAUUUUUAAUUCGUUUUGGUAAUAUUUUAUUAUUAUACUAUAAUAUACUGUAUACAUAAUAUAUGAUAUAUUAUUAUUAUGAUUUUGACAAAUAAACUUGUAUACAAGCGCGUCUGUGACCGUGGAAAACCUACACGGUUUCCAAUAUCGAAUUCAUCAAACAGAUAAUAUUAUAAUAUAUGGAAUACUAACGUCAACAUUAUGUAUAAAUCAAUAAAUAUAUUAUUUUAUACAGAACUGGUAUCCACUGUUCAUAGCAGUAAUAGUAUCGUUUCGUUUUCGGUUACUCCCCUCCCCUCACUUUUUGUCAUCCUACACACUACUCGUUUGUACGACCUCUAAAUCCAAAAAUUACUGAAAUUCUUCGAAUCGUUUAAUCUUCAAACAUGUUUUUGGAUAACCCGAUCUGAGGGUAAAGAUUUUUUUCUUAGUUAAAGAAAUGAAACUAAGCGUUUUUGAAAUAAAAUAAUACUUAAAAUAUUUGUAUAGUAUUUAUCAACGAAUCCGAA